AUGGCAAGCAUCUUUGAGCAGUCGCGGAAUUCCGGGACCCUGUUCCUAGGAGGAACCAAGCUGAGUGGCUCUGAUAUUCGCGAUCAGAAUGUUCUCGCAACACAAGCUAUUGCCAAUGUAGUGAAAAGCUCGUUUGGCCCCUCCGGGCUGGAUAAGAUGAUGGUGGACGAUAUAGGAGACGUCACAGUCACAAACGAUGGAGCUACGAUCUUGAGCUUGCUCGAUGUCGAACACCCGGCUGGAAAGAUCUUGGUGGACCUCGCUCAGCAGCAGGAUAAGGAGGUUGGAGAUGGCACGACAUCGGUUGUGUUGAUUGCCGCGGAACUCCUUCGACGUGGAAACGAAUUGAUGAAGAACAGAAUACACCCCACCACCAUUAUAACAGGAUACAGGCUAGCCCUCCGCGAGCCCAAGAUUAUCGGAUCAGAUAUGGAUUUCUUUGCAAAGAUGGUGGUCGAUGCUAUGCUCUCCGUCAAGACAACGUCACCGAAGGGAGAAGUUAAAUACCCCGUCAAGGCAGUCAAUCUUCUCAAAGCACACGGAAAGAGCGCUACGGAGUCGAUACUGGUCAACGGUUAUGCUUUGAACUGCACCAUCGCAUCCCAGGCCAUGCCCACCCGAAUAACAGAUGCAAAGAUUGCCUGUCUUGACAUGAACCUUCAGAAGGAGCGGAUGAAACUCGGAGUUCACAUUACUGUUGAAGACCCAACCCAGCUGGAGAAGAUUCGUGAGCGUGAGGCUGGCAUUGUCAUUGACAGAAUAGAGAUGAUUCUCAAGGCUGGUGCCAACGUCAUCUUCACCACCAAGGGAAUCGAUGACAUGUGCUUGAAGAUGUUUGUAGAGAAGGGCGCCAUGGCAGUUCGACGAUGCAAGAAGGAAGACUUGCGAAGAAUUGCGAAAGCUACCGGAGCCACUCUUCUUAGCACCCUCUCUGAUCUCAACGGAGAUGAGAAGUUUGAAACCUCCAGCUUGGGUUACGCAGACGAAGUUGUGCAGGAGAGAAUAUCUGAUGACGAGUGCAUUUUGGUCAAGGGAACCAAAGUCUUCAGCUCUGCAUCAAUCAUUCUCCGUGGAUCAAACGACUUCCAGCUAGACGAGAUGGAACGGUCGGUGCAUGACUCCCUGUGUGCUGUCAAGCGAACACUCGAGAGCGGCUCCAUUGUUCCCGGAGGUGGUGCUGUAGAGACUGCUCUUCACAUCUACCUUGAGGAAUUUGCAAGCACAGUGAGCUCCCGAGAGCAACUUGCAAUUGGUGAAUUCGCUCAAUCUCUACUUAUCAUCCCCAAGACGCUCGCUGUCAACGCCGCUAAGGAUGCCUCCGAGCUCGUAGCCCAGCUGCGUUCUCGCCACACCCAUGCCCUCCGUGUUCAAGAGGGUGUUGCCAAUGAAGCCGAUAAAGCCAUCGCCAAGCAAAAGAACUACCGAAACUAUGGGCUCGAGCUCUUGAAGGGCCGAGUAACUGAUUCCGUCAAGGCCGGUGUCCUGGAACCCAGCAUGAGCAAAGUGAAGCAGCUCAAGAGUGCCGUCGAAGCAUGCAUUGCCAUCAUGAGAAUCGAUACCAUGAUCAAGUUGGAUCCUGAGAAGCGUGAGGAUGACGGACAUGGCCAUUAG
Nannizzia gypsea CBS 118893 is the source of this 1611-nucleotide messenger RNA. Its product is annotated as T-complex protein 1 subunit alpha. NCBI's taxonomy places the organism in Eukaryota, Fungi, Ascomycota, Eurotiomycetes, Onygenales, Arthrodermataceae. The transcript has 7 exons. The coding region runs from base 1 to 1611 and encodes 536 amino acids. The record is from RefSeq and is a predicted model, not a curated record. Gene Ontology annotation, cellular component: chaperonin-containing T-complex. Gene Ontology annotation, biological process: protein folding. Gene Ontology annotation, molecular function: ATP hydrolysis activity; ATP binding; ATP-dependent protein folding chaperone.